Messenger RNA from Letharia columbiana, 2196 nucleotides. RefSeq lists its product as uncharacterized. The coding region runs from base 1 to 2196 and encodes 731 amino acids. The record is from RefSeq and is a predicted model, not a curated record. NCBI's taxonomy places the organism in Eukaryota, Fungi, Ascomycota, Lecanoromycetes, Lecanorales, Parmeliaceae. Gene Ontology annotation, cellular component: intracellular membrane-bounded organelle. Gene Ontology annotation, biological process: magnesium ion homeostasis. The transcript is spliced from 4 exons.
AUGUCGAACAACCAGCCCCCUCAGGGAUCUGGCCCACGCGUCACACAUGGCUACACGGCCGCGAGACCUCUGUUUCUCUCUCUGGCGAAGCUCUUCAUGCUGGGCUUCUUGCCACUCCUACGCGCUGCUCCUCAGCGAAGGGGCCCUUUUACCGUGUUUGCAGAAGAUGAGGAACCUCCUAUGUCACCAGACAAGCCUACUCUAUGGAUCUAUCUCGCUGUUGCUAUUGCUUUAGUGCUUCUCGGCGGAGCCUUUGCAGGUCUCACCAUUGCAUUGAUGGGUCAGGAUGAAAUAUACCUACAGGUCAUCAAGACGUCUGGCGAAGGGUCUGAAAGGAACCAUGCUGCCAAGGUACUACGGUUGCUGGAGAGAGGGAAACAUUGGGUUCUGGUGACACUUCUGCUGGGCAAUGUCAUCACAAACGAGACUCUGCCUAUUGUGCUGGAUCGCUCCCUUGGUGGUGGAUGGCCUGCUGUGUUGGGCAGUACGGUCCUUAUUGUCAUCUUCGGCGAGGUCAUCCCUCAAUCGAUCUGCGUCCGCUACGGUCUCCCGAUAGGAGCAUGGAUGUCACCUCUAGUGCUCAUACUGAUGUACAUUCUAUCGCCCGUUGCAUGGCCUACAGCGAAGCUCCUUGACAGACUCUUGGGAGAGGAUCACGGUACGACGUAUAAAAAGGCUGGACUAAAGACACUCGUGACUCUGCAUAAGAGUCUUGGCGCGGACGGCGAGCAACUCAACUCGGACGAGGUCACCAUCAUCAGCGCGGUUCUGGAUCUCAAGGCGAAGUCCGUCGGCAGUAUCAUGACCCCGAUGGAGGACACGUUCACGCUGUCUGCAGAUACCGUUCUCAACGAGAAGACCAUGGAAUUCAUCCUUGGUGCUGGUUUCUCUAGAAUCCCCAUCCACGCACCGGACAAUCAAAAGAACUUCGUCGGAAUGCUCCUGGUUAAGAUACUCAUCACUUAUGAUCCUGAAGAUGCGAAACUCGUGAGGGACUUUGCUUUGGCUACGCUGCCGGAAACAAGGGCCGAGACGAGCUGCUUGGACAUUGUCAAUUUCUUUCAAGAGGGAAAAUCGCACAUGGUUCUUGUCUCGGAAUUUCCCGGAGAGGACCAUGGCGCCUUAGGUGUUGUGACACUAGAAGAUGUCAUUGAGGAGCUUAUUGGCGAAGAAAUUAUCGAUGAGUCUGACGUUUAUAUUGACGUGCAAAAAGGCCUCCGUCGUAUGAACCCAGCACCCAAAUCGAGAGUGCCUAAGGGCCAAGUCAUCACUGAUGUGGAGGACAACUUGGCCGACCGUGAGGAGGCCCUGAUCGACCUCGGUGAGGACAAGAAAGACCCGCACCAAGCCAUGCGUCGCCAUGCAACAAGCUCCGAUACUCACGCUCACGAAGCCAAUGGGCGUCCCGAGGAUCUACGACGUCACUCAAGUACAGCCUAUACAUCUGAUCGAGAAGGUGGCCAGAAGAAACCAAAGCCUCAAAUACGCGACCACUUGAAGCAUUUGGGCCCCUCCAAUCUUGCCAGCCGGCCUAGACAGACUCGAUACAACACGGUAAAGAUCAAGCCAGGAUCUGGCACGCUCGGCGACGCCAUGUCCAAAGCCUCAGACAAUUCCGAUACCACCCCUCGUAAUUCCAUAGCCGCUCAGGGAGCGGUUGGCGCCGGCCUACUCAGCUCUGCUGGUAAAGAUGCGAAGGACGGCGUUCUCGCUGUAGCUGCCGGCUACGGCAGCAUCCCCCUUGGAGCAUCCCCACCAAGUCCCAACAAGUCCCGCAGAGGCUUAGCUGCCCUUGCUGAAAACGGCGAUCGUGAGCGUGAAGAAGAUAGCCCGGGCGAAAACAGAACAGGAUCGAAGCACAGAUCCCGAGUCAAUUCGGAAAGCACACUCGGGUCAAUGCAUUCGGGGACGAAGUCACCGCCGAAAACAAAGAGAGGCGCUGCACGCUCGGGUAGUAUCACCGAACAAAUUGUUGACGCAGGGGGGAUUAAAAAGACGGUGCUGGAGAUGACGAGUAGUUCUGAUAGCGGAGAGGGGGGCGCUCAGGUCCAAGGAGACGAGCCGUCGGAUGUACCUGAUGGCAGGAAAGAGAAUACCCCGGCUGCCGAGUCAAAGAAAAAGAAACGGCGGAGGAAGACGAGGAAGGGUGGAAGCGUGGAUAAUGAGGAUACGCCGUUGUUGGGCAAUGGGCACUGA